Oncorhynchus masou masou (cherry salmon) is the source of this 570-nucleotide messenger RNA. RefSeq names its product zinc finger CCHC domain-containing protein 7-like. Gene Ontology annotation, cellular component: TRAMP complex. The record is from RefSeq and is a predicted model, not a curated record. The coding region runs from base 1 to 450 and encodes 149 amino acids. NCBI's taxonomy places the organism in Eukaryota, Metazoa, Chordata, Actinopteri, Salmoniformes, Salmonidae. The transcript has 5 exons. Gene Ontology annotation, molecular function: RNA binding; zinc ion binding. Gene Ontology annotation, biological process: TRAMP-dependent tRNA surveillance pathway; nuclear mRNA surveillance of mRNA 3'-end processing; nuclear polyadenylation-dependent rRNA catabolic process.
AUGUGGUUGCCGUGCGGUUUCCAGGCCGCGCCCCUGCUGAGUGACUUUGGCGAGGGUACCUGGUUGAUAGCGGACAGAGACAGAGAGGCUCAGAUCGUGAACCGGCGUGGGGGCGGUCCUCCGGGGAAGCGGGUGCCGACCCGUUACUAUGUCGACAAGAACGUCACCUGUCACAGCUGUCAGAGGACUGGACACCUCUCCAAGAGCUGCCCUACGCCCCCGGAGCCGUGUUGCUUUUUGUGCGGGGAGCGUGGUCACACAAUGCUGUCGUGUCCCAGCAGGCAUUGCAAGACCUGCGGUCUGCCCGGUCACUUCGACGAGGUGUGUGUCGGACCCAACCUCCGAUACAAAUCGUGUUAUCGCUGUGGCGUACAGGGACACCUUAACGACGCCUGCCCAGAGAUAUGGAGACAGUACCACAUCACGGUAAGUGUGUGUGUGUGUGUGUGAUAUAGACCUCAGCCUAAGAGAAAAGAGCAGCUUGUUUGUCAAUUAAAAGACGUGAUAAAGCAUGAAAUGGGCUGCCAACAACCUCACGGGAGCAGACUGUGUCUGUAGACAGGGGUGGUC